CCCGGCGGCUGCGCUCCUUCUCCCGCCGCCAGCCACCCUCCCGCCCCGCUCCCGCGGCCGAGAGCGGGAGAAAGUCCUGCCGGUGGGCGGCCGCGGGGCUGCGAGCGUCCGGCAUCCCGGGGCCGCUCCGGCCCGGGCGGCGAGGGGGCCCGGCGGUCCAUGCAUCCGCCGCCGCCCGCCGCUGCCGCGAUGGAUUUCAGUCAGAACAGCCUGUUCGGCUACAUGGAGGACCUGCAGGAGCUCACCAUCAUCGAGAGGCCGGUCCGCCGGAGCCUCAAGACACCAGAAGAAAUAGAAAGACUGACAGUUGAUGAAGACCUCAGUGAUAUUGAAAGGGCUGUUUAUCUGCUCAGGUAUUGCUCGAAGUCUUUCUGUGAAUUUGUUGCUCGUUCCCUGUGGCACAGCAUGGAUGAACGCGUUGUGAAAUGUCGUUCCGGUUAUGUUCAGAUUUACCCAACCGCUUGA
Molecule: messenger RNA, 465 nt
Organism: Zalophus californianus (California sea lion)
Lineage: Eukaryota; Metazoa; Chordata; Mammalia; Carnivora; Otariidae
Product: serine/threonine-protein phosphatase 4 regulatory subunit 4-like
Exons: 2
Coding region: 160-465 (101 amino acids)
Cellular component (GO): protein serine/threonine phosphatase complex; cytosol
Molecular function (GO): protein phosphatase regulator activity
Source: RefSeq, a predicted model, not a curated record